UAGGGUUCUUGAUGGCGGAGCGUUGCCUCCUGGGCGUUCUCAAGGAGCUUCUUCGAUCGAGGAAUGCGACAGGAGCGGUGAAAUCUGCCGAGAUUAUCGGUUUGCUGGCGCUGCAAUCCGAGAGCCUAAAUCGCGACGUUGCGAGCUGCGUCGAGCUGCUCAGCUCGCUUGUUCCGCUCAUUGCUAGCGACGAUUCCAGUGUGUCUGGUGCCGCGAUCGAUGCCGUCGCCGAUCUGGGAAUCACUGCGGCUGCUCGACGAGCAUUGCAAGAAUGCGGUGUGAUGGACUACUUCUUGAGCUUGUUCAUUUCCCUUGCAGAUUCUUUGAGCUCGGCAUGGAACUGUGAUAUCGAAGAACACUUUGGAGAUGCUCUUCGUGUAGCCGACUCUUUGCUCCAGGAACACUACGAGGUGACCAUCCAACGGGUUCCAAGAGAGAUAGCUUGCACGUCGUAUUCGAAGCUGAGAAGAGUCUGGAAGGAUAUCUUGGAAGGAGAUGGUGGAUCGACGUCUACGAGACAUCUCCUUGCGAAGCUUCUCGCAUUGCUCGGAUUGGAGCUUGAGUUGCCAGUUUCCAAAAACCUCGGCAGGCAUACUUUUCUGGAGAACAGUCAGGAGUUCUUUGAGAAAGGCUGGGAGAGGUCUCCGGCAGUGAUUACAAAUGGAACAGGCAGAGUAUUCGAGGCUCUUCGGAAGGAUUUUCCAGCUCAGGAUUCGUCAGAGCUUCUCAGAACUUUGGUUGGAGCUUCCAUUUCAUGUCCUCCGGCCAGCAGCGACGAACUCGAUCCUUGCCAGCUUUUCAAAGAGAUACAUGACGACCUGGGAAGGCCUUUGAUUUAUCAGCAGGACAUUCGACUCGUCAAAUGCACCACUGGUGAUUGCGUGGAGCAGCACUACUUUUCUAGAAACGGUGAAGGACAGGUUGUCCGUGUGGAAGACUGUAUCAAGGCCUUCGAGCUCGGUUACACUGUGGCUGUGAGAGGUAUUGAGUUUCGCUCAAAGGUGGUUGCGGAACUUGCUCAGAGCUUGGGCUUCCAACUUGGUCAAGCCAGCAUUGGAGCAAAUCUUUACUUGACGCCGUCAAAUGCUCAAGGCCUGGGUCGUCACUACGAUGAUCACUGCGUCUUUGUCGUGCAACUUGCUGGAAAAAAGAGGUGGAGCAUUAAUCCGGCUGCUACCGUCGUGCUUCCUCGACUAUAUGCGCCUAGACUUGUGCCUGAGGCUGAGGUCCAGAGUCGUGAGCUAGCAGACACACUGUUGACGGAAGGAAGCGUGUUAUACAUUCCGAGAGGUUUCGCUCAUCGAGCUAGCACUUCAGAAGAUGGCAACACCUCUAAAAGUCCAGGUCGUGGAAAGAGAAAGCAAUGCACUUUGGAGACGACGACGGGGAAUUGUCCUACGACGACAUCGAAGUUCUCCUUGCAUCUCACUUUUGGCGUUGAAGUGGAGCUUCCAUUUGAAUGGCAAGGAUUCAUUCACAUCGCUUUGCAUUUAUGGUUUCUUCGAGAGAAUCCACCUCAAAGUCGGGACAGCAGGUUGUGUAAAACACUUUUACAUUUCACAGUGUGGUCAAUGGCGGACAAUGCUGUAAAAGAGCUUCGAAAGGCGUGCUCAGUCGCUAUGCCCGCCACAUACAACAAGUCGCAUGCGACGUUCAAGGAACUGAUUAAGAAGAUAGCUUCGCAUGCCGAAGAGUCUGAAAGAGCUAUCAACGGAGAAGAGUGCGCUGCUGGCUUGAGUUGGCUGGGUCAUCUCCCGGGGACACAAAGUCUUGAAACGGACUUCAAACUUGCGAUCAACUCUACCAUAAAAGAACACAGGUUCCCGGAGAUGUACGUGACAGCCAGAGCCAAUUUUGUGGAGAGGGCCCUGUACGACGACGCAGUCUUCUCCGAAGCUCGUGAAAGCUUUGCGGUCCUGCUGGAGAGAUACAGGACAAGCCGCCGGAAGCUCAUCAACGCAAUGCUGGCACUCCAUGAUAUUUCCAAAGACUAAAGUCCAAGCAGUAACAACGUGGAACACGGAUCUAGCGACGGCACGAGAAGCCUUUGUUGUCCGUCCCACAGGUCACUGCAGGGAAGGAAAACUUCGAGCUUUCAACUGCAGCCACG
Messenger RNA from Selaginella moellendorffii, 2110 nucleotides. RefSeq lists its product as uncharacterized. Lineage: Eukaryota; Viridiplantae; Streptophyta; Lycopodiopsida; Selaginellales; Selaginellaceae. Gene Ontology annotation, cellular component: nucleolus. Gene Ontology annotation, molecular function: histone H3K4 demethylase activity; histone H3K36 demethylase activity. The transcript is spliced from 5 exons. The record is from RefSeq and is a predicted model, not a curated record. Bases 12 to 1994 code for a protein of 660 amino acids.